Molecule: messenger RNA, 11372 nt
Organism: Equus quagga
Lineage: Eukaryota; Metazoa; Chordata; Mammalia; Perissodactyla; Equidae
Gene: TTC28
Product: tetratricopeptide repeat domain 28
Exons: 22
Coding region: 714-7805 (2363 amino acids)
Molecular function (GO): protein binding
Source: RefSeq, a predicted model, not a curated record
AGGAUUUCCUUCCAGCCUUUCCCCACUAAGGUUCUUGGGAAUUAAAAAAAAAAAUCUAAACACACAAACCAAGUUUUCCUAUUUACAGUAUUCAGGGAAGGUAGACAUUUCGUGAAGGGCAGAUCCUUUCCCCAAGUUCCAAGAAGGAAGAGAAAACAGCGUAAAGAAGCUCUGAUUACAGAUCUUUGGAAUUUUCUUUGCUAAAUUUUACAAACGAGAAAUACACCCAGAAUUUUGGGAAUUGCUCCAGGCUGCGCGUGAGGGUUUGAUUGCUUGUCUAAUCUUUUUUUGAGAAGAGGAGAAUUCGCCAAAAGGGGUUUGGAUGGCAGGAGCCGGGCUGGGUUUCUGCAGCAGCUUGUGUUCUCAGUCUCUUCUCUGAGGGAGGGUCUCAGCAGCCGAGCUUGGAGACCCCCUGCCGCAGGCUCCUUUUGCAGGCGCUAGCUGGAGGGGAAAAUGCCCCGCUCUGGCAGGAGUGUGCUGGUUGCUGCUAGGACUUCCUAGCCCGGUGGGAAGUGUGUUCGUGGUUUGGGGAUACUUUUCAUUGAACUGAAGGCGAAAAGACUGGACUCUUCUGGGCUUUUUCCCUUCGCAGUGAAUAUGGGAAACAAUUAGGAGGUGGGAGGGAGGCAGCAUGACUUGCAGUCGCCGCUGCCCUGCAUCUGCCCCCAGCCCCAAGCCAGCAUCUUGAUGUUCCACGUAUCGGCUGUACAAAUAUGAUGAAAUGGCAGCCCCGGAAGAAGGCAUACUUCCGACAGGGUGUUGCCCUCCAGUACCUCGGACGUCAUGCCGAUGCCCUGGCAGCCUUUGCAUCUGGACUGGCUCAGGACCCCAAGAGUCUCCAGCUUCUGGUGGGGAUGGUAGAAGCUGCUAUGAAAUCUCCCAUGAGAGACUCCCUCGAGCCCACUUAUCAGCAGCUUCAGAAAAUGAAACUGGACAAGAGUCCCUUUGUGGUCGUGUCUGUGGUUGGGCAGGAACUCCUGACAGCUGGCCAUCAUGGGGCCUCUGUGGUUGUCUUAGAAGCUGCUCUGAAGAUUGGCACCUGCAGCCUCAAACUGAGAGGUUCCGUUUUCUCUGCCCUGAGCAGUGCUUACUGGUCUCUUGGAAACACAGAGAAGAGCACUGGAUACAUGCAGCAGGACUUGGAUGUAGCCAAGACCUUAGGUGACCAGACAGGAGAAUGCCGAGCUCAUGGGAAUCUGGGCUCUGCAUUCUUCUCCAAAGGGAACUACCGGGAGGCUCUCACUAACCACAGGCAUCAGCUGGUGCUCGCCAUGAAACUCAAGGAUCGAGAGGCAGCUUCAUCAGCCUUGAGCAGUCUGGGCCACGUGUACACAGCCAUUGGAGACUACCCCAAUGCACUGGCCAGUCACAAACAGUGUGUUCUUCUUGCCAAGCAAUCCAAAGAUGAGCUUUCUGAAGCCCGAGAACUUGGCAACAUGGGAGCUGUGUAUAUUGCUAUGGGUGACUUUGAGAAUGCUGUGCAGUGCCAUGAGCAGCAUCUGAAGAUAGCCAAGGACCUGGGGAACAAGCGAGAAGAGGCCCGGGCCUACAGCAACCUGGGCAGUGCUUAUCACUACAGGAGGAACUUUGACAAGGCCAUGUCUUACCACAACUACGUGCUGGAGCUGGCGCAGGAGUUGAUGGAGAAGGCCAUUGAGAUGCGGGCCUACGCUGGCCUGGGCCAUGCUGCCCGGUGCAUGCAGGACUUGGAGAGGGCUAAACAGUACCAUGAGCAGCAGCUGGGCAUUGCCGAGGAUCUCAAGGACCGGGCUGCAGAGGGGCGAGCGUCUUCCAAUCUGGGAAUCAUACACCAGAUGAAAGGCGAUUAUGAUACUGCACUGAAGCUGCAUAAGACCCACCUGUGCAUCGCCCAGGAGCUGAGUGAUUACGCUGCCCAGGGCCGUGCCUAUGGGAAUAUGGGCAAUGCCUACAAUGCUCUGGGCAUGUACGACCAGGCGGUCAAGUACCACCGGCAGGAGCUACAGAUCUCCAUGGAAGUGAAUGACCGCGCCUCGCAGGCAUCCACACAUGGGAACCUUGCUGUGGCCUACCAGGCCCUAGGUGCCCACGACCGAGCCCUGCAGCACUAUCAGAACCACCUGAACAUUGCCCGGGAGCUGCGUGACAUCCAGAGUGAGGCCCGGGCCCUCAGCAACCUGGGCAACUUCCACUGCUCUCGGGGAGAGUAUGUCCAGGCUGCCCCCUAUUAUGAACAGUACCUCCGGCUUGCUCCUGACCUUCAAGACAUGGAAGGAGAAGGGAAGGUCUGCCACAAUCUUGGCUAUGCCCAUUACUGCCUUGGAAAUUACCAGGAGGCGGUGAAAUACUAUGAGCAGGAUCUAGCACUGGCAAAAGACCUUCACGACAAAUUGAGCCAAGCAAAAGCUUACUGCAACUUGGGCCUAGCAUUCAAGGCUCUGCUGAAUUUCAACAAAGCUGAAGAGUGUCAAAAGUACCUACUGUCCCUAGCCCAGUCUCUCAAUAAUUCCCAGGCUAAAUUUCGAGCCCUAGGGAACCUGGGAGAUAUAUUCAUCUGUAAAAAAGAUAUAAAUGGUGCAAUAAAAUUCUAUGAGCAGCAGCUGGGCUUAGCUCACCAUGUGAAGGAUAGAAGACUGGAGGCCAGUGCAUAUGCAGCCCUGGGCACUGCAUACCGAAUGAUCCAGAAAUAUGACAAGGCCUUGGGUUAUCACACGCAGGAACUGGAGGUAUAUCAGGAGCUGAGUGACUUGCCAGGGGAGUGCAGAGCUCAUGGGCACCUGGCUGCUGUCUACAUGGCCCUUGGGAAAUACACAAUGGCAUUCAAGUGUUAUGAAGAGCAGCUGGAUCUAGGGCAGAAGCUGAAGGACCCAGGUCUAGAAGCCCAGGCCUAUGGCAACAUGGGCAUCACAAAGAUGAACAUGAACGUGGCGGAAGAAGCCAUCGGCUAUUUUGAGCAGCAGUUGGCCAUGCUGCAGCAGCUAAGUGGAAACGAGUCUGUGCUCGACAGGGGCCGGGCCUACGGCAACCUGGGGGAUUGCUACGAGGCCCUGGGUGACUAUGAGGAAGCUAUCAAGUACUAUGAACAAUAUUUAUCUGUUGCCCAGAGUCUCAAUCGCAUGCAAGACCAAGCUAAGGCUUACCGGGGUCUGGGAAAUGGACACAGGGCAAUGGGGAGCUUGCAGCAAGCCCUUGUGUGCUUUGAAAAGAGGCUCGUGGUCGCCCAUGAGCUUGGGGAGGCCUUUAAUAAAGCCCAGGCCUAUGGAGAGCUGGGAAGUCUGCACAGCCAAUUAGGGAAUUACGAACAAGCGAUUUCCUGCCUUGAACGCCAACUGAACAUUGCUAGAGAGAUGAAAGACCGAGCUCUGGAAAGCGAUGCAGCCUGUGGCCUAGGGGGCGUUUACCAGCAGAUGGGGGAAUAUGAUACAGCCCUGCAGUACCACCAGCUCGAUCUUCAGAUAGCAGAGGAAACUAACAACCCCACAUGCCAGGGCCGAGCCUACGGGAACCUGGGCCUGACGUAUGAAUCCCUGGGCACCUUUGAGAGGGCUGUGGUCUAUCAAGAACAGCACUUGAGCAUCGCUGCACAGAUGAAUGACUUGGUGGCCAAGACGGUGUCAUAUAGUAGCCUUGGAAGGACCCAUCAUGCUUUGCAGAACUAUUCCCAGGCAGUCAUGUACUUACAGGAAGGUUUAAGGUUAGCUGAGCAACUGGGCCGAAGAGAAGAUGAAGCCAAAAUUCGCCACGGUCUUGGCCUCUCCCUUUGGGCUAGUGGGAACCUGGAGGAGGCCCAACGUCAGCUUUAUAGGGCCUCAGCCUUGUUUGAAACGAUCCGACACGAGGCACAGCUGAGCACAGACUACAAACUGUCCCUCUUCGACCUGCAGACGUCGUCCUACCAGGCCUUGCAGCGGGUGCUCGUCAGCCUAGGCCAUCACGAUGAAGCCCUGGCUGUGGCAGAAAGAGGACGGACAAGGGCAUUUGCCGAUCUUCUGGUCGAACGACAAACAGGACAGCAGGCUUCUGACCCCUACUCCCCGGUUACUAUCGAUCAGAUCUUAGAGAUGGUUAAUGGCCAGAGGGGACUAGUGCUUUACUAUUCCCUGGCCGCAGGCUACCUGUACAGCUGGUUGCUUGCUCCCGGGGCAGGAAUUCUGAAGUUUCACGAACACUACCUGGGUGAUAACACAGUGGAAAACUCCAGUGACUUCCAGGCUGGUAGCAAUGCAACUCUUCCAACAGCUACCAGCUCAGCCCUGGAGCAGCACGUCACCAAUGUGCGGGAGGCCCUGGGGGUAGAGUCUUACUACUCGAGGGCCUGUGCCAGCAGUGAGACGGAGAGUGAAGCUGGAGACAUCAUGGACCAGCAGUUUGAAGAGAUGAACAACAAGCUCAACUCGGUUACUGACCCCACUGGCUUUCUGCGGAUGGUUCGCCGCAAUAACCUCUUUAACAGGAGCUGCCAGAGCAUGACGAGCUUGGUCAGCAACACCAUGUCGCCAAUCAAGGAUGGGACCUCCUCUCUUCCCAGGAGGCAGAGCUCGUUCGCCAGGCCCCCGCUCCGUGCUCUGUACGACCUGCUCAUAGCACCCAUGGAAGGGGGCCUGAUGCACUCCAGCGGCCCCGUCGGCCGGCACCGGCAGCUGAUCCUUGUUCUGGAGGGGGAGCUCUACCUCAUCCCUUUCGCCCUCCUGAAGGGAAGCUCCUCCAACGAGUACCUCUACGAGCGCUUCGCCCUCAUCGCCGUCCCCUCCCUCCGCUCCCUCAGCCCGCAGUCCAAGUCGCACCUGAGGAAGAACCCACCCGCAUACUCCAGCUCCACGUCCAUGGCAGCUGUCAUCGGCAACCCCAAGCUCCCGUCAGCAGUGAUGGACAGGUGGCUGUGGGGGCCGAUGCCAUCAGCCGAGGAGGAAGCCUACAUGGUGUCCGAGCUGCUGGGCUGCCAGCCCUUGGUGGGCAGUGUGGCCACCAAAGAGAGGGUCAUGAGUGCCCUGACCCAAGCUGAGUGCGUCCACUUUGCCACCCAUAUCUCUUGGAAACUGUCGGCCUUGGUGCUCACACCCAGCGUGGAUGGUAACCCUGCCAGUAGCAAGAGCUCCUUCGGCCACCCCUACACGAUCCCCGAGUCCCUGCGGGUGCAGGACGAUGCGAGUGAUGGGGAGAGCAUCUCCGACUGUCCGCCGCUGCAGGAGCUGCUGCUCACAGCGGCUGACGUCCUGGGCCUGCGCCUUCCCGUGAAGCUGGUGGUCCUUGGCUCCUCUCAGGAGUCCAACAGCAAAGUCACAGCCGACGGGGUCAUCGCGCUGACACGGGCCUUCCUGGCUGCCGGCGCACAGUGUGUCCUUGUGUCUCUGUGGCCUGUGCCCGUGGCUGCUUCCAAGAUGUUUCUCCACGCCUUCUACUCGUCCCUGCUGAACGGCCUGAAAGCCAGUGCUGCCCUGGGGGAGGCCAUGAAGGUGGUGCAGAGCAGCAAGGCCUUCUCGAACCCCGCCAACUGGGCAGGCUUCCUGCUCAUCGGGAGUGAUGUGAAGCUGAACAGCCCCUCGUCGCUCAUCGGCCAGGCCCUCACAGAGAUCCUACAGCACCCGGAGCGCGCACGGGAUGCCCUGCGAGUGCUGCUGCACCUGGUGGAGAAGUCCCUGCAGCGCAUCCAGAAUGGGCAGCGCAACGCCAUGUACACGUCCCAGCAGAGCGUGGAGAACAAAGUGGGCGGCAUCCCCGGCUGGCAGGCCCUCCUCACCGCCGUGGGCUUUCGGCUCGACCCCCCGGCCAGCGGCCUGCCUGCGGCCGUCUUCUUCCCAACCUCUGACCCGGGUGACCGGCUCCAGCAGUGCAGCAGCACCAUCCAGUCCCUCCUGGGUCUGCCCAACCCUGCCCUCCAAGCCCUCUGCAAGCUCAUCACUGCUUCCGAGACAGGCGAGCAGCUCAUCAGCCGGGCUGUUAAAAAUAUGGUUGGAAUGCUCCACCAGGUGCUGGUUCAGCUGCAGGCCGGCGAGAAGGAGCAGGACUUCGCGUCGGCUCCCAUUCAGGUCUCCAUCAGCGUCCAGCUGUGGCGGCUCCCGGGAUGUCACGAAUUCCUGGCGGCCCUAGGUUUUGAUCUCUGCGAGGUUGGUCAGGAGGAAGUAAUCCUGAAAACCGGGAAACAAGCCAAUCGCCGAACCAUGCACUUCGCGCUCCAGGCCCUGCUCGCGCUCUUCGAUUCUACCGAGCUGCCCAAGCGCCUCAGCCUUGACAGCUCUUCCUCCCUGGAGUCUCUGGCCUCGGCCCAGUCUGUCUCCAACGCCCUGCCCUUGGGCUACCAGCACCCUCCCUUCUCGCCCACCGGCGCAGACAGCAUCGCCUCGGAUGCCAUCUCCGUGUACAGUCUGAGCUCCAUCGCCUCCUCGAUGAGCUUCGUCUCCAAGCCCGAGGGUGGGUCAGAAGGUGGGGGCCCCCGAGGACGGCAGGACUAUGACCGGGCCAAGAAUGCUUACCCACAGCGAGCCACCCUGCCUCGAAGCCCGCUGUCCCCACAGACCCGCCCUGCAGGCAGCAAAGACGAAGAAGAAUAUGAAGGGUUUUCCAUCAUCAGCACUGAGCCUUUGGCGGCCUACCAAGAAAACAGAAAGACACGCUUCUCCCCAGAUCACAAACAGUCCCGAGUUGGCACAGCUGGAGGUGUGAAAGUUUCAGUCAGCUCCAAGGGGAGCAUAAGCACUCCAAAUUCUCCAGUUAAAAUGACUCUCAUCCCCAGCCCAAACUCACCCUUCCAAAAGGUUGGAAAACUAGCAAGUUCAGAUACAGGAGAAUCAGACCAGUCUAGCACAGAAACAGAUAGUACCGUGAAAUCCCAAGAAGAAAGCAACCCAAAGCUUGAUCCACAAGAGUUGGCCCAGAAAAUUCUAGAGGAGACACAAAGUCAUCUCAUCGCAGUGGAGCGUCUUCAGAGGGGUGGCAGUCAGACCAGCAAGAGUAGUAAUCCGGAAGAUGGCAUUUCCAUGCCAAAUAGCGCCGCUGUCUUCAGAGCGUCAGAAACAAGUGCGUUCAGCAGGCCUGCCCUCUCCCAUCAGAAGAGUCAGCCGUCGCCUGUUACCGUUAAACCAAAGCCCCCAGCCAGGAGCUCGUCCCUGCCCAAGGUGAGUUCCGGGUACAGCAGCCCCACCACCUCGGAGGCGUCCAUCAAGGACAGCCCAAGCCAGCACAGCGGCCGGCCGUCGCCCGGCUCCGACUCCCAGACUUCUCUGACCGAGCAGCCGCUCUUCAAACUGAAGUAUCCCAGCUCUCCUUACAGUGCGCACAUUUCCAAGUCACCGAGGAACAUGUCCCCAAGCUCAGGCCAUCAGUCUCCUGCCGGUAGUGCCCCCUCCCCGGCUCUCUCCUAUUCCUCAGCUGGCUCUGCUCGCUCAAGUCCAGCUGAUGCUCCCGACAUAGACAAACUGAAAAUGGCAGCCAUUGAUGAAAAGGUGCAGGCUGUCCAUAACCUGAAGAUGUUUUGGCAGAGCACACCCCAGCAUUCCACAGGACCGAUGAAAAUAUUCCGAGGGACCCCUGGAACGAUGACUUCCAAAAGGGAUGUCCUUAGUCUACUAAAUUUGUCACCUCGGCACAACAAGAAGGAGGAAGGAGUAGACAAGCUUGAACUGAAGGAGCUGUCUUUGCAGCAACAUGGAGAAACACCACACAAAGCCCCUCCCAACGGCCACUGGCGCACGGAGACCACCACGCUGAGCACGCUGCCACUGCCCGCAGGCCCUCCUGCCGCGGCUCCCACGCGCCCUUUGAGACUUCCUUCUGGAAACGGCUACAAGUUUCUGUCCCCAGGAAGAUUUUUUCCUUCCUCCAAAUGCUAAAGCAUCUGAAGACCCACUGACUCAGAGCGCAGCAGCCGCAGAGAGGGGCCCGGCACUCACGUGGCCGGCUCCGUCCGAGUGCGGUCACCCCACACAGCCACCAGCCCCCGGGGCGCUCUCCGGGCACGGGGCACCACCAUGCCCAGGCGCCACCACACACACGGCUGGUGGCUCCUCUGGGACUCGGGGCCAGAUUCACCAAAAGCCAGGACUUCUGUGGGGUUGGUACAGGAGGCUCAUAGAAUUUUCUACACACUUCACCAAAUGUUUACCUUUGAACUCCCUGCUUCUCAUCUUCAAUGCGAUUCUUCGACAGGAUUUUUGUACAAACGUGGUCAUGGUUUGAGGGCGGGGAGAGCAAAGGGAGCACAUAUUUUGCUAAGAGGUAUAUAUGCAGUACCUUUUAUACACAAAUACAAAUAGAGCUUUUUUAAGGCUUUCAGGUGCUGGUUGGGGUGGGAUAUAGAAAAUCUAAGUUGAAUUCUACAUGAAAGUGUUAUAUUAGCCAAAAACAGAAUAAUGGUUUUAAAAAUGCCAAUGAUUUGUAAUUGUAGCGAUUUUGGUCUCGUGAUAUUGUAAGGUCACACUAACAAUGCAAUAAUUCCCGUCUGAACAGCGCUUCCAUCCUGAACUCUGCUCGGCUCCAUCGAGCGGCACAAAUGUCCCUGGGGCCCCGCUGUCAACCAAACUUGAAUUUUCUUAAAAAGUUUAUGUAGCUUUUAUCCAGGCAUUUUAGAACUAUGCAAUUGUGAUUUAAAAUGCAACUUUGUGCUUUUAAAACAUUAUCAACCUUUUUUGUACGUGGAUAAACAACUUGGUUUUAUUAUCAAUAGUACUUUGCAUUUAUAGCUAUUAUUUUUAAAAGCUCAAAAAGUUUUUUAAAAUGUCAAAUUUUGAAUAAUCAUCAAUAAGUAUCAAGUUUGGGGGGAAGGUUGAAAUUAUUCAGUUUCCUUAUAAGCAAAAAAAAAAAAAAAAUCCCAUGCUAACUUAGGUUUGACGAGAAUCUAGCCUUCCAGCUCCUCUUCGCUUUAUCAGCUGCUUAAUUUUAUUCUCUUUUCCCAACUCCAGGCCUCUGAAACCUCUUCUGUCUAGUCUAAAUCUGUUGCCAGGUUCCCACAAUCCCCCCUCCCCGUGUCUGAGCGGCAUAUGGACCCUCGUCUUCCCUGUGCCCAGCGCUCCUUGCUCCUGUGGUCUGGAGGACCACCCCCCCACCCCCCACCCCACAGACCAGCGUCCACAGCCUGAGAAGCAGGGCGCUUUUACUGGGCUUUACAUCCAAAUUAUUGCUGAACAGGGAAAUAGAGAUCCCUGAGAGUGUUGUCAUCGGAAACAAAGGGGGGCUUCUUCUAUAGCUAUGACGGUGCACUGAAAUUCUAGCCAGCUGAGAUGAGACAGAAGAAUAGUCUGGGUAGCGGAUAGGGGUAACCAUUCACUUAUUUCGGUAAAGAAUGAAGUGCUGAAAAUCCUAUUAGUACUAAGUUUAGUUGGAGAACUUAAAUCAGCCUCUUUUUGAUAAUUCUAAAAUUAAAAUCCUACUGUCCUCACUCACGAAAGCAAACAAUAAGAAUGUCCAUUCUAACCCUGAUCCCAGCACUGGAAGAGAAAUACUUUAUAAAGAAGCAAGCAAUUAUGAGGUUGUCUUUAUGUCAGUAGGGAAAAAAUAAAUGGUAAUAAAAGUACCAGUGUAGCAAAGGAAAGCCGUUUAUAGCACUGUGCGUUUAAGUAGCAAAAUCAGGUCCUCAGCAACGAGAACCCAGCCUCAGUCAGUUUCUGGAUCCAUGUGCCGACAGCCAGGCUGCUCCUUCCUCAGCACAUCGCAGCCUCUUUCCUAAGUGCCAGGGAGGCCUGGAGGGAGGGCUGGGGGCCGGGCUCCCUCCACGGGGGUGACACUGUGCCCCGUCUGCCCAGCUCCAGUGCACACCCGCUGCCACCCGCUCCGCUUCCCGUGGUUGCCGAGCCAGCCAGCAGGACUCCCCUCACCCGGGUUUAGUCCCAAGUACAUUGUUCUUUUAGGUUUCAUGGUGAAAAGCCAAGUGGUCUAAGUGAUUUUUUCUGUCCUAGAUACAAGCUUCAAUAAAGGAAAGCAAAGAUGAUGAAACAGCAGGACCAGUCUAAAAAUCACUGUAGAGUUGCCGCUUUAUGUUUACUGUCAGUCUGGUGUUAAGUGAAUCUUUCAGGCUACACUGAAAAAAGUAUGCACUUAAAACUUAGGUGAGAUUGUAUAAUUCACAGAUUUCUUUGUACAGGUCAGGGGUUGGCAAACUACAAUCCCUACAGGCUGAACCUGGUCAGAGGCCUGGUGCUUCACAGCCAAGAGCUAGGAAUGGGUUCCACGUUUUUAAAUAGUUACAUAAAUACCUACAUAAUAUUCUUGAUUUUGCUCUUGGCCUACCAAGCCUAAAAUAUCUAAUGCCUAGCCCUUUAAGAAACAGUUUGCUGACUCCUGGUAUAGGUGCCAGAAAACAAUUAGAAUACGUUUUGUUUCUACAGUCUAGGGAAAGUGAGUGUCGGGCUGUGGAUAAAUUGAUUGGCGUGCGUGGGAACCCUGAGCCACGUGGAUGGAAGCGAAUGACUCCUGCCUGAUCCCGCGGCUCUUUGCCCCAUUUGGAAGGAAUCAAAGGAUGUGGGUAAAAUUUGCAAAGAGAUUUUUCCCUCGUCAUAGGCAGACAGCGUUGGCUAUGUUUUUCAGCUCAGGAAACUGGAAUGUCCUGCCCCUCCUCCGCUCCAUCAGACGCACGUACACUGAACACAGCAAUAAGAUCUCCCCGUCCUAGAAACCUGGGUCUGACCACAAAGCAAGGCAGCAGACUCGCUCUUGAUUCUCACCAGUGGACCACUCAGCUCCUUUGCUGACUUUAAGUCAAAAUAGCAAGACAGAAUUAGCUGCUAAAACUGUUCUGCUCUACAUUAGCGUGUAGGAAAAUGAAAAAGCUCUCACCUCCAUCCCCUUCGAAAAACUUCAUGGUCCACACUGAUCCUUGCUGGGCCUGAGCAGGAGACGCGUGCCGCCCACACUCCUUGUCCUGCUCGCGUCUGUCCCGGCGACCCUCCGCAGGGGAGCCUUGUAGCAAGUCCCCACUAUGGUGCCUGUCCCACCGCUUCCCGCCACAAGGAGAACUGUCACUUUGCUAGUUUCAGUUCAGGUUGGAAAAAAUACCACACGAGAAUCUGGUUUGCUUUUAGUAAGUAGGCAGAAAGUGAAAAUUGUAUAAUUUUCAUCACGUUUUAUUGUUUUAUCUAAAAUGAUUGUACAUGUGGUUUGUGAACUGGGCCCUUAUUUGUGCCAGAUCCUUCAACGACGUUCCAUGUAAGGACACACGCGGUCACUUCUCCCGUCCUCAGACGCCGUCCCACUUGGCACUCACGCCCCUUGUAUGCAGUGUUAGCCAUCUUUGGCCUAUGUGGACUUUUUUUGUAAAUUACACAGUUUCCAGAUGGCAUUAAACUUUUUAUAUUACGAAAUUUACCAUGUAAAAAGAACUUCAUAUUUUUAUUGAGACUGCUAAGGCACUUGGCCUUCCUUUGUGAUUUCAGUGUCUAUUAAAGCAUGAGCUCCCUCGGUUUUAA